Messenger RNA from Megalobrama amblycephala (Wuchang bream), 799 nucleotides. RefSeq names its product NEDD8 ubiquitin like modifier, like (gene nedd8l). Gene Ontology annotation, molecular function: ubiquitin protein ligase binding; protein tag activity. Gene Ontology annotation, cellular component: nucleus; cytoplasm. The record is from RefSeq and is a predicted model, not a curated record. Gene Ontology annotation, biological process: regulation of proteolysis; modification-dependent protein catabolic process; protein neddylation. Bases 125 to 388 code for a protein of 87 amino acids. The transcript is spliced from 4 exons. Lineage: Eukaryota; Metazoa; Chordata; Actinopteri; Cypriniformes; Xenocyprididae.
UCCCCGUUGAAGCGUUUUAGCCGGUUCAUUUGCAUUAGGUUUUAACAAUUACUAUUGUUAAAUUAAUAAAAAUCAGAUUAUCUAGUUCUGUUAAACUUGUAUGAUUUAACUUACCUCCCUCAAUAUGUUGAUUAAAGUUAAGACUCUCACAGGCAAAGAAAUAGAAAUUGACAUCGAGCCUACAGACAAGGUGGAAAGAAUCAAAGAAAGGGUGGAAGAAAAGGAAGGGAUCCCACCACAACAGCAAAGACUCAUUUACAGCGGAAAACAAAUGAAUGAUGAGAAGACUGCUGCUGACUACAAGAUUCAGGGAGGAUCUGUCCUGCAUUUAGUUCUGGCUCUCCGAGGAGGGGAAAACCUGCACAAUCACCCAGUGUCUUUCCUCUAAUCUAUUCUCUUAAGCUUGUAAAUAGUAGAAAUCUGUGUUAUCAUGACUUGCCAGGUGCUUAAAGCCACAAGAGGACAUUCGGCUUUGCGUACAUCACUCUCUAAAUCAUAUUGUGAUUGCAGAUGCAUUCUGAACAGUUAAUGUUUCUGCUGUACACUUUAGCAGGUUAAGAACUGUUAUUCAUGUUUAUAGAUAAGACACUGCUCCCUUAUAAGGGCUCAUAACUUAGUUUGCAUUAUCCCUGGCUGUUUUAAAUCCAGUUCCUGAACAUGCAUCAAGACACGUUGUUUCAUAAAAGAGGUGCACCGUCAUUGUCCUAAAACUAAUUUCUUGAAUGCAGUGCAUUAUACCAUGUAUGUUUUAUUGUAUUGUGUUUGGAUAAAAGAGGAAUAAACAUAUCGGACAAAUGGA